Saprolegnia diclina VS20 is the source of this 1725-nucleotide messenger RNA. RefSeq lists its product as hypothetical. Gene Ontology annotation, molecular function: oxidoreductase activity. Bases 1 to 1725 code for a protein of 574 amino acids. The record is from RefSeq and is a predicted model, not a curated record. The transcript has 3 exons. NCBI's taxonomy places the organism in Eukaryota, Oomycota, Saprolegniomycetes, Saprolegniales, Saprolegniaceae.
AUGGCCGACGCAGCAUCUCCCGUCUACAAGCUCGCGAUCCUCGGUGGCGGGCCCGCGGGCAUCGGCAUCUUUGUCCGCGCCGCACGCCUCGGGUACCUCGACAAGCUGCUCUCGCUGGGCGUCGUCCUCGUGCACGGCGGGCCUGUCGCGAGUCUGGGCCGCGGCAACCUCGGCGACUACAUCAUCAACUCCAACACGUUUGCAAAGAGCUUGCUCGGUAGCGUCCUCGACGAGAAGCCCGAGCUAGACCCGCCCGAGUCGAUCCGGGGCACGUUUCUCGAGGGCCUCGAGGUGCACCCGGCGGCCCAGCGGCUCUCGGCGAUCGGGAACGCGUCCAUCAACCUCGUCGAGCUCGGCAAAUUCCUUGAAGCCAUUGGGUACCUCGCGCGGCUUGAGAUGCUCAAGUACCCGGGCCAAAGCGCAUGUCUUCACGAGACGACGGCGACGCAUGUCGAGCGCUUGGCAUCGGGUGUGUGCCAGAUCACGAUAUCGCACCACGGUGUCGAAGAAACCAUUUUGGCCGACCACGUAGUCCUCGCGAUGGGGGGUACCCAAGAGCUCCCACCUGACCUGGACCCGACGCAUGUGGCCAAGGCGUGGACGUCGGACGCCGUGCUGCGCGAACCGGGGCGCCGUGCCCUCGCCAACGCGCUCAGUACGGCCAAGGACAAGAAGGUGUGCAUCAUUGGCGGCUCCCACAGCGCCUUCUCGGUAGCUUGGGUCCUCCUCAACAAGAUGCAGCCAAAGCCCAAUAAGCAAGAGCCGAGCAUCACGUUUGGCCCGAAAGACCUCGCGCUUUUGCACCGCGGCCCGAUCCGGUGCUUUUACAACACGAAAAAGGAAGCCGAGGCCGACGGGGUCAGUGUCGAGAAGGCAGACAAGAGCGGGUCCGUCAAUACCUUUACGGGCCUCCGCGAAGACGCCAAAGCCUUAUACGUUGCCGCGUCGUCCGGCCACGAGCCCCGGCUCAAGCUCUACAUGGUCAAGAAGGGCACAAGUGGUGCAGCGCUGCAGAAGCAAGCCUGCGAUGCCGCCGCCGCAAUCGUGUGGUGCUGCGGGUACACGACCAAGAUGCUGCCCGUCACGAUCGACGGGGCACCGCAGACGUUUGCAUCGGCGCGGGGCGCCAUCAAGGUCGACCUCGCGGGCCGUGUCGUGCAAGCGCACAAGUCGGACGGCCUCGAUUGGCUCUACGGCGUCGGCGUCGGGUUUGCGCUCCGGGCCGCCGUCGACGAAAUGAAGACCGAGACGCGCGCCGACGGCGUGACCGUAUACCACCGCCGGGGCGCGACGCUCGUGCUGGCCGGCGUCUUUGGUGCGGAAAUUUACGGGAAAAACUGCGCAACGUUCGAGGAAAUGGUCGACAAGUUUGAGAAGCGGCGCAAGGAAGAGCGCACCGAGUCCAAGAUCCCCGUGAGCCCCAGCAUGCUCCUCAAGCGGGCGCCACAAGCACCAGUCGCCGAUGACGAGACAAGUCACCAGAACCUUAAGCUCGCGAUUGUGCCGCGCAAGAACAGCCGCGUCCAAGCGGAGAGCCCGGUGAAGCCGCGCGCACGCAACCAAGGCAUCGAAAUUGAAGCCAAAGCACUUCGGCGAAGCAGCUUUGAGGCGGGUCGGCUCACGACCGCUGGUCGCCCCGAUGUGCAAGCCAAGAGCUGCGGCAAGCCCGUGCUGGCGGGUGCGGCCAAGCACGCCAUCAAUGGCAUUCGCACUCGCGUCCUCUGA